GAGAGAAAGAGAGAAUGAGUGUAGUCGGUGUUAUCGUACAUAACGGCUGAGCAAUGGUCCGUCAGAUGUAGGUAGAUUUAGAUAAGAUUAAUCAAGUAUAUUGAAAUCGUACGCAGUCGUACGAAUUCCGAGUGUUUCGGCCAUAUCAUCGGUGCAAGAACGAGGAUAAAAGAUGUCCGGUUUUGACGAAAACCCCUUCGGGGAACCUACGAUCAACGAUCCCUUUUCGGAUCCAGCAAUACGAAGAGCCGUAACUUCUACACCUGCUAGUAGAGGUCUUGAAGACUAUAAUCCUUUUGCUGAGCAAGGCACUCAAGGAACUACACAAGUCAGAGGAGCAGUGAAUCCGCCAAUCUAUGGUGGAGUUGGUGCAACGCAGCAACCAGCCACACUUCAACCUACUAAUCAAGAAGCACCUCCUCCUGCAUAUGCUCGCACUCCCCAGCAAACAGUCAAUGCUGCGCUUGGAAAUUCUUUGUCACCUUCAUCAGAUCAACGAGCUGAACCAGAAUGGAAAGCCAGAGCAGAAGAAGAAUUAAGAAAUACUCCUUACUAUCCAAGGCGAAAUAAUUGGCCACCAUUACCAGAUAAAUGUUGUUUUCAACCGUGCUUCUAUCAAGAUAUUGAUGUAGAAAUUCACACUGAUUUUCAAAAAAUAGUGAGGCAAUUGUAUUAUCUUUGGAUGUUUCAUGGAUGUGUUCUGUUGUUGAAUGUAAUUGGAGGAUUUGUCUUGAUGCUUUGUAAUCAGAAUUUUUCAGCAUUUGGUCUGGCAAUCUUGUAUCUUAUACUCUUUACUCCAUUUUCCUUCAUGUGUUGGUUUAGACCAGCAUACAGGGCUUUCAAGAAUGAUAGCUCUUUCAACUUUAUGGUUUUUUUCUUCGUCUUCUUCUUUCAACUUAUUGUCACAAGUAUACAGGCUAUAGGUAUCCCUGGUGCAGGCACUUGUGGUAUAAUAACAGCGAUUAGUACGCUGGACUCGACGGCUGAAGGUGUCUUUGUUGGUCUCCUUAUGCUCUUCAUUGCUAUUGGUUUUCUGCUUGCUGCAGGUGGUGAUCUCUUACUGCUCACUAAGAUUCAUCGCAUUUAUCGUAAUUCCGACGCGAGUGUUACAAAAGCGCAGCAAGAGUUUGCUACAACAUUUUUGCGAAACGAACAUGUGCAAAACGCAGCGAGCAAUGUUGCAGCAAGUGCAGUUCGUUCACAAAUGGCUAAUGCUAACCAGCCACGUUAUUAAAUAACUAUCAUCUAUUUGUUCUUUGGAUAUACACUAUAUUCUGGCUUUACAUCAUUCAAGUAAGUGGAUAGAUCUCAUUAGUUCCACUGUUUACAGAUUAUGCAAAACAAUCAUAGAAAUGCAAUGUAUUUGCAAAACUUAUUCUUACAAUGAAACACUGUAAUAUAUGAAAAUUGUGCUUCACGAUUAAAUUUAUUCUCUGAUGUA
Messenger RNA from Cataglyphis hispanica, 1441 nucleotides. RefSeq names its product secretory carrier-associated membrane protein 5A (gene Scamp). The record is from RefSeq and is a predicted model, not a curated record. Gene Ontology annotation, cellular component: recycling endosome membrane; trans-Golgi network membrane. The transcript is spliced from 8 exons. Lineage: Eukaryota; Metazoa; Arthropoda; Insecta; Hymenoptera; Formicidae. Bases 173 to 1234 code for a protein of 353 amino acids. Gene Ontology annotation, biological process: protein transport.